CCGCUGGCUUCUUAUUUCUCAAAUCGCGGAAGCCUCGGAAGCCUCCACAUGUGGAGGCAAAACUUGUGAACUUCGCAAACAAACUUCCAAUAAAAUGAGCUCAAAACUAGCACUUUAUGGCUAACUUCUCACGUUCACAACUUGAAAAUGAGUUCUACCACCAAGCAGCUUUUUCCUUUGAGCAUGGGAAGGAAGCGUGUUGGGCUUUUGUUGAGUCCAAAGAAGAAACGUAAGAGUGUCUUUGACUCCUUCAUCGAGUUGUGUAGCGAGACUGGCAUCGAACUCAUUGAAAUUGAUCUUAAUAUUCCCCUGGAAGAUCAAGGACCAUUUGAUAUUAUACUUCAGAAGAUUACAGAUUACAUGGCCCAGGCUACAGAUGGUGAUGAACAUGCUUUAAAAACUAUACAAAGUUUAGAGCACUAUCUGGAUUGCCACCCAGAGGUCAAAGUUCUGGAUCCGCUAGACUGUGUGCAAAAACUCUGCAACCGUUUAGUCAGUUAUCAAGUGAUGAAACAAUGUGAAUUUAUAGAAGAUGGAAUUAGGACAUACAUGCCAAACUUUGUGAGAAUAGAUUCAACAGAUUUGGAUGAAAAUAUUAGAAGGAUUAGAACGGCAAAUGUUCAGUUCCCCAUGGUGUGUAAACCACUCAUUGGACAUGGAUCAGACCAGAGUCAUAGGAUGUCAUUACUGUUCAAUGAAGAUGGAUUAAAAGACGUUACACCUCCCUGCGUUGUACAGCAUUUCGUUAAUCACAAUGCGAUAUUGUAUAAAGUCUUUGUAGCAGCAAAUCACUACCAUACUGUAGAUAGGCCAUCCAUAAAAAACUUUUAUAAGAAAAAAGAUAAUCAACCAACGAUCUUCUUUAAUAGCCAUGAUGUUUCAAAAGCAGAGUCAUCUUCACAUUUAAGUCAGUUGGAUGAAAUUGAUAACACAGGCAAAGCUACGCCAACAGAUGAAGUUGUUGUAGCUAAAAUUGUCAACAAACUACAAAAUGAACUGGGUCUUUCAAUGUUUGGAAUUGACAUUGUUAUUGAAAAGGGAACAUCCAAUCAUGUUGUCAUUGACAUCAAUUAUUUUCCUGGGUACGAAGGAGCUCCGUCAUUUCCUGCAGACAUGGUCAACUACAUCAAUCAAAUUCUGUUCACUGAUCAAAAUGGUGUGUAAAAUACUUAUAAAUGAGAGUCAAAUGCAUUCAACACAUCUGAAAAAACAUAAUGAAAAAUCAUUAAGGAUUAAUAAAACAAGGUACUUCAUGCUUCUUUGAACUCUGCACUUUCAAUGUGUAGUUCCAGAAUUGUCCAUACCCCCCCCCCUCCCACUCCCCCAAGGAGGAAUUUUUUUCAGACCACCUUUACUACCAGAAAUUCCAGUUUUCUUCAAUACAAACUCUGUAAUUUUGUUCUUUCUAUGACCCCCACCCUCAGAAUUUCCAAAUUCCUCUGUGGGGAGGGGGGUAUGGAUAAUUUCUGUAACUACGCAAUGUCAUAAAUCACGCCAUCAAUCAACAGAGCUUAAAAUAACAGCUGGUCAUCAGACAAUGUCAAGCCAGAAUUGAAACUUGUCUGGCCAAAUGUUUUAGUCAGAAAAGAGUCCAGUGAUUAUAAGUGACGACUUACCAGCCAUUAUUUUUAAGCCCUGAUCAAAAAUGUACUGACCAAUGCUGUUGUCAAUUUGAUUGAUGGAAGUGACACUGCAGAGAAAGACGUAAGGAUUUCACAGAAAAACGAAAAGUUCUGUCCACACCCCAUACACGAACCCUGAGUCCAAUUUAGUUUUGAUUUUUUAUUCUUAAACAUGCUUUCCCAGACCACUUAUAGGUGGGCGUAUGAAGAUGAAAUUUGUUUUGGUCAAUUAUUUAAAUUGCCAACCAAAAAUUUGUUGGACAAUCUAAUAAAGCAAAGUGACAAAACGUAUUGUUAAGAUGGUUGGCACAGCUUUACAUCCACAUAUUUCCUGGCAUUGACUAGCGGAGGAGACUAGGAUCGACUCUGAUCAUUAUGAAGUAUGCCAGAAAAUAUGCCAAUUACUAAUUAAGGUAUAAAGUCAUUCAUUAAUGCAUGAACAUAAAGAAAGAGGUUUUAAAAAAAGGUACACUUUGAACAUAGUUAUCUUUUCAGACCAUAGCUAAAAUGUUUAUUUAAUAGUGUAUGGGAAGGACAUUCAUUUUCAGCCAUUUUUAUGCAGUCACAGUCACAUGAAUUCAUACAAUUUGACAUCAGGUCAAAAAUAGGGUUUUGGUAGAUUACCAUAUCUGUCAAAGUGUUUCUAUAUCAAUGUCAGAAAGCACAAAGCUUUCAAGGGCACGUGCCUAUAGGAUGUCAUGGAAAUGGCUUGACUGACAUUACCCUGCAAGCAGGGUAGAUCGACAUCCACCAAAAUCUACUUUGUCGAAAUAGCAAAUUGUACGUUUUGCAAGUUAUCAAAAUUUCCUCCACCAUCCAGCUGUGUUAUCUAGGAUAAAAUCUAAAGCCCUUUUCAACAAGAAAGACUCAAAUGAAAAAUAAGUUUCCUGUUGUAAAAAAUUAAAGUGGGGAAAUAAUACUAUGGUAAAAGGCCAUUAAAAUAAUUAUUGUUACUAA
Molecule: messenger RNA, 2579 nt
Organism: Actinia tenebrosa (Australian red waratah sea anemone)
Lineage: Eukaryota; Metazoa; Cnidaria; Anthozoa; Actiniaria; Actiniidae
Product: inositol-tetrakisphosphate 1-kinase
Biological process (GO): inositol trisphosphate metabolic process
Cellular component (GO): cytoplasm
Molecular function (GO): inositol-1,3,4-trisphosphate 6-kinase activity; ATP binding; inositol-1,3,4-trisphosphate 5-kinase activity
Source: RefSeq, a predicted model, not a curated record